AUGGGAGAGAUGACGUCCACGAAAAACUGCAUGAAAGCGACGAUAAUGAUCGCAAGCGUUCCUGUCAUUGUUAUUGGUGCCAUAUCUCUGGGUAUGGGGUUAUGGAUCGCAUUUGACAACCCGAGCUUCAUUGGAUUGACACACCUUGAAGAAUUUUCGGUCGUCGACCAAUCAUUUGUCAGAAAUGGAGCAUACAUCGUCAUUGCUGGCGGGGCAUGCGUACUUGCCUUUGGGAUAUACGGCGUGAUAGCUGCGGCAACAGAGAGUCCCGUUUUACUAGGAGUGUACGUUACACUGCUGUCACUGGUCAUGGCCAUUGAAGUUGCAGCUACCGUUUUAGGAGUGGUCUUUAAACACAUGUGGGAAGAGAACAUGGAGGAAUCAAUAGUUGCGAAGCUAGCGGAUAGAUAUGAUGGCAUUCUCAACAGCGACGAUUUUUUCACCUACCAUUUCAACAACUUUAUGGAAUGUUGUGGAUUUUACGACUAUAAAGAUUUCGUAACAAAUUCAACAAAAUGGAACCGGACAAUAGACUCGUCUGUUGCCAUGGUGAUCCCUCCCGCCUGCUGUAAACCUUCAUCGACUAAUGAUACAUCAACCCUACAGAACUGUGUGUACGAUCCUACACCGGACAACGCUUAUCUCACGGGCUGUCAGAAUGCUAUUGAAGACUUAUUUUAUCGCUAUGAGUGUGUUAUCAUAGGUGUAGCAGCUGCUAUUGUGUUUUGUCAGCUCUUGAUGAUGAUUCUGACACUCGUGAUGCUAUGUACCAAGGUAGACAACUCGUACACAUUUAAGGACGGCAAACAGAUAUGA
Ylistrum balloti is the source of this 816-nucleotide messenger RNA. RefSeq names its product tetraspanin-1-like. The record is from RefSeq and is a predicted model, not a curated record. Gene Ontology annotation, cellular component: membrane. The coding region runs from base 1 to 816 and encodes 271 amino acids. The transcript is spliced from 7 exons. NCBI's taxonomy places the organism in Eukaryota, Metazoa, Mollusca, Bivalvia, Pectinida, Pectinidae.